Messenger RNA from Trichoderma reesei QM6a, 1128 nucleotides. RefSeq lists its product as uncharacterized. Gene Ontology annotation, biological process: proteasome-mediated ubiquitin-dependent protein catabolic process. The annotation marks the transcript as partial. NCBI's taxonomy places the organism in Eukaryota, Fungi, Ascomycota, Sordariomycetes, Hypocreales, Hypocreaceae. The transcript is spliced from 2 exons. The record is from RefSeq and is a predicted model, not a curated record. Gene Ontology annotation, molecular function: proteasome binding; endopeptidase inhibitor activity.
GCAGGCCCUCUCGGCCCAGCGGCCAUCCAAAAGGCCAUGGCAGAAGCUCUCCCCGCCCAGGACGACUCACCAGCCAUCAAGAGCCCGUACGAGGCAAUCGCUUUAGCUGUGCACGCCUAUUUGGCCCUGCUCGACUUUCGACUAGUCGGCUUUGAUGAGUCUCGUUUUCUGCCGGAAUGCGAGUCCCUCGCCCCUCGCCUCCCACCCUCAUGGAACCAGAGACCAGAAUCCGUAUCGCUCGUCUACAAGCACAAGCAGUCGUCCAUGAUCUUCGUCGUCCGCGUCGACCGCCUGGGCUCAAGGGCCGAGAUCCGGGGGCUCGCCGUCGGCGACGAGAAGAUUUACCGAAUCGAGUACGCUGUCAAGGACGUCGUUCAAGAAAGCGCUCUACCGCUGCGCAUCACGAGUGAUAGCGGGAACGAGGACCGGAGCGGUGCCUUGGUUGAGCGCAUAGGGGGCCUGUUUGCGGGCGGUGCUAUUGAGCGGAUAGCGCAUGAUGUCAAGGUCCAGAUUGUGCAGAAGCUGAUUCCCGGGCUGGACAAGAAGGGGUAUUCGGAGGAGCAGGUGGAUGAUGAUGUCAGACGUCCUCAGCCGGGCCGUCACAAUCCCUCGGAUCCUGCGCGCCCUGGCAGCUUUGAGCAGCCCGUGAACCCGUACGGACUGCCUCCCCAGCCGGCUUCUGCUCGCCACCCGCCUCCCAUGGGUGAUUUCCCGCCUCCAGGAUUCGAAGACGAGCACCAGAUCAACAGCCCGCCGAGGAUGAUGGGCGGAUUACGCAUGCCCGGGCAAGGAGGGCACCCCUUCAACAUUGGACAUGACGAUCUGAACCCAAGCGGGCUCGGGCCUCACGAUCCGCUCAGGGCAUCCUUUGUGGGCGGCGGUAGGGGGCCUCGGGCCGGCGGCUUCUCGGGCAUGCACCCCACGUUUGACGACCCGCUGUUCACCGGCCAGGGACGGGGCCGCGGGGAGGGGCCGGACGAGGGCUUCUACGAUCCGCAGGCGCCUCCGGGGGCGAGGUGGGAUCCGGUCGGGCCGGGUGGUGCACCGAGGUUUGGCGGGCGUGGUGGUGGUGGUGGAUGGAAUGGCGGCGGAGGAUUUGGGGGUGGUGGGUUUGGCUUUGGAGGGGGU